GCUGGAGAGACCACCGGGCGGGGAUGAGGAACGGGGAAGACCUGACCUGAACUGACUGUCGGUCAAGCGGAGCAGCAGCAGGAGUGCGUGCGAAGGAGAAAUGCGGUGGGUAGUUGUUCAACCUGACCGCGAACGGCGGGAACCCACUGAGAUCUUGAGCACUUCACGAGGACGAGUGGUUGGGGGUGUGCAUUCUAUCGUCGAUGGUACUCCCCAUUGCGGUCAGUCGCUCGGGAUGGCACCUCAGAGACGAAAACGGAAGGAUGUUGGGACUGAUGCGCCGGUUCUUCAGGGAAAUCUGUCCACUCAGCAACGGGGCCUAAGCUGUACAGCGACGGCGGUUCUCCUUGAUGGAGGAGGUGGGCAGCUUCCGACCCCGGGAAAGGCCGAGGCGGGACAGGGGGCGGCGUUCGCCGAUCCCAAGUUCAAUCAACAUGUGCAGUUGUCAUGCUCCCGAUCUCUCCCUGCGGCAUUGCCACCACUUUCACCGCUGGAGUCGCCGCUUUCUCCGACCUUCCCUGUGCCUUCGCCGUCUCCGCAGGCGUCCACCCCUUCCUCAAUUGGCGCGCUUACUGGUAGAGUGACACGCGCCAGUGCUGCGGCGGCCGUGGCGGCCUCAGUGGUGGGGACCACCUCUGCGUCCAUCGUCGGAUCGCCUGCUGGGGCGAUCGCUCAUGACAAACUACCCCGAUUUACGCAGGGAGAGAUUGCUGCGACAAAUUUGUCCAACAAAUUGUACGGCGUUGGAGGGAUGGCGCCUGCCGCCUCGGUAGACGGGCAUCAUGGACGGGGCGCGUUUGUGGCAGGAAAAGGAGGUACUGGGGGUGGAACAAUUUCGGUGGAAGGAGGGGGUAAUGCGAAGAAGAAGGGAAGGGCAAGAGAUGCGAGCGAAGGCAGAGGAACAGGUAGGGGGCCGCCGUGGCUGGGACAAGGCGGGGGGGUCUCGUUGCGGGCGAGCUACAGGGAAGUGGAAGAGGCGAACGUGUCAUCGAAGGGGGAUAGCGGCUUGAAAGGUAGGAGGAGGUUGACAAGGGAGGCGGAGGAGGAAGAGGAGGAAGAGGACGGUGAUGAGGUGGUGGAACUCGUCGAGGAGGGAGACGAUGACGUGGUUCUUGAAGAGGAUGAGGUAAACAACGCAAUGAAGAAACAAGCGGACGGGUCGGAGGAUGAGGAUCUCUGCUGUGGCGAUGGCGGAAGGAAAGCGCGGCUUGAGGGUGACGAUCAUCUUCGCAGCGGAGGGCGGGGGGCGACAAGGGACUCCGGCGGCGCAGGAGGAGGACGAGCGUUCGUCGGGCAAGAGGAGGCACGAGAGGCGGGCAAGGGGUCCACCGCCGGAAGGGAAAUGAGGAAGGAGUUGGUGGCGAGUGACGUUAUGGGAUUGCCCUCGUCCUCCGCUGAGACGAGGUUCCUAAAUGCGCCGCCGCCUCCUCUGACUGCGGUGGGGAAGAAGGCCUGCACGGGGUUUGCCAUGGAGGCGACAUGGAGGCUGGAGGAGAGCGGUUCUAGGGGAGCAGAUGGAGAAAGUAGUCUCACGCGCCGACUGGUAAAGCAACCACAAGUUACGCGGAACUGCGGAAACGUGCCGAGCGCCGAGGGGAAGCUGGUGGGUAUGGUGGACGUGAGUGGCGAUGCCGUGGUUAUUGAUGGAGAAGGCGGUAUGCCUGCGCAGGUGUCCUUGGAGGAAUUCGAUGGGGUGUCUGGCGGGAAAGGAGAGGAUAGUUCCCCAGUUAUAAAAAAACAGAGAGGAAGACCGAGCAAGAAGCGAAGACAAGGGGAGGUGGCGGCGUCGGUCGUGACGCCGCCGGGACCGAAGGGUAGAGUAGCAGCAGCAGGAGCAGCAACUGGAGAAGGAGGGGGGUCGAGAGAAAUCGAAAUCGGGGUCCCGUCCUCGCCUCGUAGCCAAGGAGGAAGGGAGGUGGUGAUCCUCCCGCAAGGAGGGGUUGGGCAGGGGGGAGAAGGAGGAAGACAUGGUCGCGCCAAGGAAUGCGAGAACGACGCCGUGCUUGAUGGCAGCACGGCGGCCGAAACUGGUGGUCACGCGUCGUCUUCGGUUGUUCGAGGAGGGCAGGGGGGGGCAUCGAAGAAGCGAGCGAAGUUGAAUGCUUUGCCCGGAGGAGGAGAGGGGGGAGCGGGAGGAGUGGGAGGAGGAGUGGGAGGAGGAGUGGGAGGAGGAGGAGGAAGAAGUGGUCACGGAAGAAAUACGAGACAGAAGGCGACCAGGGACUCCGCCGUAGUAGCAGCGACUGUGGCGGCGGCUGCAGUGUCGGCAGUAACGACAACCGCAGGAGCGGGAGCGGAUGCGUCGAUCGCGGGAGAGGAAGCGUCAGAUGGCCGCGGAAUAAGUGCAAGGACUGGGGCGCGAGGGCACGAGAUAGCAUCAUCCUCUCAAGGGCGAGGACGAAAUGUUGGUGGUGGGAAAGGGACUGAUGUGGAGGAAGGAUUGGUGCCUCAGACGGACGGAUUGAGAAUCAUGUUGAUGCAAAAUAACGCAGUGGAGUGUUCGAUUGGGGUGCAGACGGAAUGCGACGUCACGUUGGGCGAUGACGAACGGCAGGAGGGUUUAAGGAGGGAUUUAAUCAAAGAAGGGCGGGGGGGGAGGGGAGCCAAUGAGAUGGUGGUCGAUUUGGCGGGAGAGGAUGUGCAAUCCGGGGAUACGUUUUCACCCUCGGAGAGAGGCAGGCGGUUGACAAGAGAAUGGGCGGCUGCACACGGCGUAGGCCCUCUUGCUGCGGACGACGAACAUGCUGCUGCGGCUUGUAAUGCCGCGAAGAACGGAGGGGUCAAGGGCUCUUUUUGUGCGGAGCAGGCUUUACGCUAUUCUCACGGAAGCCACGGAGGCACGGAGGAGUGUCUAGACGGGGAUUCCUUGGAUGCGCGACCGCGCCCCUGCUCUCUUCGUGCCCCGUCCUUAUCAACGCGUUUCCUAGAUGAGGGAGAUGUUGAGGACGAAGGGGAAGGCCGUCGCGGCUCAUCCCCACUGCCAGAAGCUAGCUUUCGUUCCACGUCCCCUGCUAUCGGUGGUAUAUCCAGACAUCGUGGGCGAGGUGCCGGGCAAGGCAGCCAAUCUCUCCGUGCUUUUUCCUCCAUUCUCUGCCGUCCUGGUGCCCUGUCGAUCGAGGAGGAAGACGAUCAGCAGAUUCCCGAUCCGCAAGUGCAGACCUUGAACAUGGAUCCCUCGUCUGCGCCGCAUGGAACAUCCAAAGGAGGGGGAAGAGCCAACGCAACGAUCUCACAGCAGCAGCGCAAGCCCACGCGGUCGCCUGUCGUAUGCGCACUUCCGCACUGGGGCGAUGUGGGGGGUCCAGUGGCAACGACGGGAGGAGGGGUGGCGAGUGAGAAUACCUCGUCUGCCAACGUUAACGAGGAAUCGCGGCGGACAGGUGGAGGUGGGGAGGAGAGGCUGAGAGGAACAGGGGGAGAUAGGAGGAUAUCCGUCGGGAAGUCGGCUAAGGAAGGCGCUGCAUCGACCGGCGAAGCCGCCGCGGGGGUGUGUGCAGGAGGUGCGGGGGGGGCACACGGUCCUGGGAGAGGGGGGUUGUCCGUCAAAUCAGUAGUAUUGCCAUGGCAAGCUUGGCAGGGGAACGCGGCGGACACCCCAGGAGCGAACGGCGGAGACGGAUUGAUGGGGGAAGAGGGGGAAGAGAAGCGGAGGACGGCGACGCCAGGUAACCGGCCCUUGCCACGGCGCGUGGAUGGGAGGAGCGUCGAGCUCUUAACGAAUUUUUGUGAGGGAGGCCGCGGAAGACCUAUAACAGGUGGUGGUGGCCUGUGCGCAGGGGAGGGCGGCGGCAAACUACAACUGCGCAACGAAGGAUGGCGGAACGAGGAGGGAAGGGGUGGACGUGAGGGGAUGCUGUCCCCCCCUCGCCCUCCACCGAUGAAGCUGGGCUCGUCAGAGGAGGAGGCGGUCGUGAAGGCCGAGGUAGAUCGUGUUGCCUCCUUUGACUUCGCCGGACGACGACUCAUGAAGAUGGUGGUGGAAACGGAAGCGGCGCGAUCCGCGGCUCCUAAUCCUUCUUCCUCCUCUGUAGCCAAAUGCAGAGACGGUGGACGGUGGAACGAUGAACACGCUGCUGCCCUGUCUACGGCUGCCCCUGGGGACGAUGAUCGGGAACAGUUGACUGGGGAUCAGACAAUGAGUCUCGAGAGAAAGACGACGAUUGUAUCUGUUAGAGCGGAGCGGAUCACCGGCAGCGAUAGCGAACGGGAUGCGAUGAUGGCUGAUUUGAAGGCAGAGGGCCGAGGAGGGUUUUUCGAGGACAGGGGGCGUCGCUCUUAUUCUGUGGAGGCACGGGAGGCAAGGCGGACACGUGUUGGAGGCGGACACGUGUUGGUGACGAACAGGGUGGUGUUGAAAGGACAUGACGGCGGCAGCAGCAGCACGAGCACAAAUACCGGCGUCGGGGGGAGUGCGAGGCCAGGCGAGGGUGGGGAAAGGGGAGAAGGGGAGGCGGUGUGGAGGAGGAAUCUGAUCCCGACAUCAUCGCCGGCGGAUGGGACGACGAUUGGCGAAGUGUGUGGAGCGGAGACCAGAGACGGGGAGAUGAUAGAUGGGCGGCAGGAAGAAGAGAUGGGUUUGUCAGCGAAAGAAGAGCAAGCAGAUGAGGAGCUGGCGAUGGCGCGCAGAGAGCAACAGGAGCAGCAGGGAGGAGGAGGAGGGGGGAAUGCAAGCGCCCGUUUACUGGUGUGGCGGGAGGUUGAGGAAGGCGCGGGAAGCAGGGAUCACAGGAGAGGUAAGGGCAAAUCGGAUCAGGAGGAGGGAGGAAUGCACUUCCCGGACCGAACAGGAAGCGGAAACAGGACCGAACAGCGAGUCGAGAUGAUGAUGGGACCUCCUCCUGCUUCUGUUAUGGCUUCCCCCUCCCGGUUAUCAUCAUCGACUGUAGCCGUCGCCUCCGACGACAUGGCCAAAUGCAGUUGGAUGGAGGCGGAACCCAUCGCUGAUGUAAUAGUACGAGGAAGGGCGUUCUCGAAAGCGACGAGGGAAUCAAACGAAGACGAAUCGACGGUGGCCAACGCCAAGUUGCGGCAAGAUGAUCGCGGCGAAGGCGCAGCAGAAGCGGGGGGGGGGGGCGAUGCGUCGGCGGCUGACCGGUUGCUGCGAGCCAUAAGCGGCGACCAGCAGCAGAUGGAGCGAACGAGGCAUGUGAGAGCUGCAGGAGCACGGCACGUGGCAAGUUCUGGCGGCUGGCUCGACGAACGGGAAGCGGAGUUACCGAUGAACGAGGAGGGAGGACUUGGGGUUGGCGGCGGGAGGAAUGAUGAUGGGGCACGGCGACGCGAAGAAGGGGAGGAGCCGCAGGGUACCUCUCCUUGGGGGAAUGUUGAAGUCAAAGAGGGUUCGCCGGACUUGGUCGAGGGCGCAACGGGAUGCGCGAAGGUGUUCUCGGCGGGAGACGAAGGUAUCGAGGCCGACAAAAUGGUGGAGGGAUUGGCCAGCGGCGAUGAGGAUGAGGAGGAUGAAGAUGAUGAGGAGGAAGACGAUGAAGAAUCGGGAGAUGAUGCAGAAGCAGAGGGAGAUGAGGAGGAGGAGGAAGAGGACGACGAAUGUGACGAUGAUGAGGAUGAGGAAGAAGAAGAAGAAGAAGAAGAAGAAGAAGAAGAAGAAGAAGAAGAAGAAGAUUCGGGGGCAGAUUCCGCGGGCUACAGUCUGCCCAGCAGCGGGAGGCGGCGGAGGGCGGAAGCGGCGGCAAGGAUGCGCGCGGGGAAAAGCAGCGAACGAAGUUCCAGCAGAAAGGCCAGAAGGUGCCGUGCCUGUCCUACGAGCAGUAUACCUUUCUCUCGCUCAGCACACGAAGGAACAGAACCCGAGGAGGAGGAUGGUGGGUCGGAAGAGGUGGUCUUUGUUGAUGGCGAGUCGGGCGGCUCUUCGAAGCUGUCCUUGAUUGCGCGACGACGAGGCGGGGUCGGAUCUUCUGGCCGAAGAGCGGGGGAUGGCCGUGCAGGUUCUCGCCGCAAUAUAGGACAGUCAAGGCUCAGGGGCAAGGAUGAGAAGCGGAGAGCAGAGCGGAAGAGAGCAGGCUCCUUGGGGACCACGAAACUGUUGCAGCAGCACCAACAGCAACAACAACAACGGCAACAGCCGCCGCCGCCGCAGCAGCAGCAGCAGCAGCAGCAGCAGCAACAGCAGCAGCAACAGCAGCAGCAGACGCAGCAGGAAGAGAGCCCAGUCGUCAAGCUGCAAAAGAAAGCCGAGAUUUGCUCAUCUCGGCGACUUCCCAAGCAUCCAGAACCUCCAAGAGCGAAGUGUCAUUGGGAUUACUUGCUUGAGGAGAUGGCUUGGCUCGCAAAGGAAGAGGAGCAAAGGCUUCGCCGCGUUGCGGGCAACAUCACGAAGGAGGUGAAGAAGUUCUGGGCCAAGAUUGAGAAGCUGGUUAUCUACAAACAUCAGCUCAUGCUGGAGGAGAAAAAGAAGCAAGCGCUGGACAAGCAUUUGGACUUUCUGCUGGGCCAAACUGAGCGAUAUUCUUCAAUGCUUGCUGAGAACCUCAGGGCUGCUUCUCCUGUCAGCGGCCCAGCUGCUGGUCCUUUGACUGUGGUGGACGCUCAUAUGCCGCAUCCAAAAUCGCCACCUGUAGAAUCAUUGUCUAUCCAAGCACGUUUGUCACCCCCGGUUGAGACUUGCACUGCCAUUCAAGCAGCUGAAGCUCAUACUGCUAAGCAAGAAAAUACUGGGAGUCUGCAUGUGGAAGACAGCGCUCUGUUGAAAUGCAGCCCUAAGGAAGCUCUCAGUGAACAGAACAUCGGAACUGUUCCCACCAAUGCUGGAAUGCUUAAACAAGGGCGUGAUGGAAGAUGCACACGGAGGUCCACUCACUUGGCUGUAAAGGAUCGGGAUGCCCGACACACAAAUGACGCUCGGGAGACUGCUGAACAUGAUGACGAAUUUCAACUGAAUGACGACGAUGUGGAGGAGGAUGACGAGAGCACAUUAGAAGCUGAGGAGGCGUUGAUGCAGACUGAUGAAGGGAGGGUAGCUGUAGAUGAGGAGUUGGAUGCGCUGAGAAGGGAGAGUGAACUCCCUAUCGAAGAGCUCCUGAAGCGGUAUAGAGCCAUGGGCGAUUUUCGUGAUGACAAUGAGGAAAGUGAUAAGGAUGAGGACAGUGAUGAGGAAGAAGAGGAGGAUAACAAUGAAAAUGGUCCUUCUGUCAAGGAUGAAUGUGCUGACGACGGUGCAGGAGCUUCUCCGCCGAUGGAUGAGAAGACCGGAGCAGUGGUCUAUGGUGAUGAACAGAAGAAGGAAAGCAAUGCGGGGAAGGUGGUUGUUAGGGGAUGUAAUUCUGAGGUGAUUGCUCCUUUCAAGGAUGGGAGUGCACAAUGGACUGAAGGGGCGUACGACGCAUGUACAGUAGGAGAGGGCGAUAGCAUAGAUGGGGGCAAUUCCCCGGGAAAGGAUACAAUAGGGCCAUAUCAGGUAAUGGGUGUUGGGCGGAAAGUUGUUGCCACGCCAAGGAGGGAAGACAUAGGAGUGAAGGAGGAGAAGCCCAGGUGGGAAGUGCUACAAGGAGUAUUAGGGAACGAGAACUCAACAAAGGAUGGUGGAAUGACUGGGGACAAUAGUGUUCCUCUGGAUGCUGCAGCCUCUAAGGAUCUUGUUGACACGAGUGAUAUUGACGCUGCUGGUUUUCAGAAGUUGGAAAUGUUGGAGGAGAGGAGGAGACUGUCGGAUGUGGAGGUUCAGAAAAGGGAGGAGAAGGUGUGUGGAAGUGUGCGUGGGACAAGGGACUUGGAGGAUAAUUAUGCCCAAGGCCACUCUACUGUAGAUCCCAGAGAAUUCUUGGGAACAAUUGGUCCUGGGAAGAGAGAGGGAACGGAUGUGGAGGUGGGCGGGGUGGAUAUGCCAGGACAAUUUUUAAGCAGCGGAUGUGCAAGGAAAGCUGUUGCUGAUGACAGGGGGCAAAGGGCUCGGCAGAGGCGUAGGAAGAAAGUUGCGAUUGAGAAGCUUGUCAGUGACCGGAAGGAUGACUAUGAAUACAAUCCAAGGCUAGUGGACAUGAAAGAAGAAGAGGGUCAUUGUCUACAGGCUGCAGGGCAUGUGAAGCAGGGCUCAGAGCGAGAGGGGAUAGACAGCGAGGCUGAGAGUGAUAGCUUGGAGGCAGAGGACAGGGAUGAACAGCCAUCGAGAAUUUUGAGGGAGAAUGAAGUAGGUAGAAGUGUGCAGCUGCAGUCUCAGGGUGAUGGGUGUGUAAAUGAUAUGGAGAGGCGGAACAAGAGGGCGAACAGGGGGCAGAAGGGAGGUGAAGAAGAACUCCAGAAACAAGCAGGAGGGGGUGUGCUUGCAUCAAAUGCUGAGGCAACUUUGGAUAGGAGAAAAGUGGUGAGGGAUGCGGCACCGCGAGCUUAUUUAGAUCAGAACAUUAGGAAUAAUGAUGUCCGUCAGGAGGGCAGCCAUGUUGUAUGUAGCAGUACAAGUGGGGCUACCUUGGGUUCACUGAAGGAAAAUGGAGAUGCAGUAGGUGUGGAAUUUCCAGAGGAGGGACGUCUCAAUAUGUCUGGCCUGAAGGCAUGUAAUUAUGUUAGUGCCAACCCGAUGGGGACGAUUCUGACUGCAGACAGUGAGGAUCUGGCAGCUCGUUGUGCCGAUGGCGUGACUUCAACAGCAGCCAAUGUAGAUAUCGCUGGUUUGGAUGCGAAAACAGGUCAGGUUGAUGAUUCCUCAGCAGCGGUGGAGGCUCCAGGAUUGGUUGGUAACCAACCUGGAGAGGAUCCAAAUGUCAGGGUAUUCCCAUGCAGUGGAUGCACAGAUACCGUAGAUGGGACAGGCAGGGAUGGAACCCUUGGUGACGAAGGAGCCGAGAAAAUGGCAGAAGAUGGCAGUGGAUUAGAAGGCAGGAAAGCAGUGGGAGCUGCGGAGGGAGCUGAUGCUUAUGGGGAGGAAGAUGGUGAUCAGGAGGGAGGAAAAACUAGCAAGGAGAGGCUAGCUGAUGCAGCGGCGGCUGCAAUGUCAGCACAACCGACAGGGUACACUUUUUUGACAACAAAAGUGAGAACGAAGGUUCCAUUUUUACUAAAACACUCUCUGAGGGAGUAUCAGCACAUAGGGCUGGAUUGGCUGGUAACCAUGUUUGAGAAGAGGCUGAAUGGAAUCCUAGCGGACGAAAUGGGGCUAGGGAAGACAAUUAUGACAAUCUCAUUGUUGGCCUAUCUUGCAUGUGAGAAAGGUAUAUGGGGUCCUCACCUCAUCGUUGUGCCAACAAGCGUGAUGCUGAACUGGGAGACAGAGUUCAUGAAAUGGUGCCCAGCUUUUAAGAUCUUGACCUAUUUUGGAAAUGCGAAAGAGAGGAAGGUAAAAAGGCAGGGAUGGUCAAAGGGUAAUUCCUUCCAUGUGUGCAUCACGACUUACCGUAUAGUCAUUCAGGACCAGAAGGCCUUCCGUCGAAAGAAGUGGAAGUAUCUCAUCCUUGACGAGGCACACAUGAUCAAGAAUUGGCGAUCGCAGCGGUGGCAGACACUUCUUAAUUUCAAUUCGAAGCGAAGAAUACUGCUGACUGGUACACCAUUGCAAAAUGACCUAAUGGAGCUGUGGUCGCUGAUGCAUUUCCUCAUGCCACAUGUCUUUCAGUCCCACUCCGAAUUCCGGGACUGGUUCAGCAACCCCCUAACAGGCAUGGUUGAAGGACAGGAGGUGUUAAACAAGGAGCUUGUUGAUAGGCUGCAUAAUGUUCUCCGGCCAUUUCUGCUGCGGCGGUUGAAGUCGGAUGUUGAGAAGCAGCUUCCCCAGAAACAUGAGCAUGUUCUCCGGUGCAGACUGUCAAAGCGGCAAAGGAACCUGUAUGAAGAUUUUAUGGCCAGCUGCGAAACGCAGGCCACACUAGCUAGUGGCAAUUUUCUCGGCUUGAUCAAUGUGUUAAUGCAGCUUCGCAAAGUGUGCAAUCAUCCAGAUUUAUUUGAGGGGAGGCCUAUUGUAUCUGCAUUCGACAUGCAAGGGAUAAGCUUGUAUGCCAGUUCAGAAGUGGUAUUGGCGCAUAAGAAGGGUGUAUUUGAGGCUGUCAACCUCACAGAGAUGAACCUCCGAAUUGUCGAGUUUGAAGACAUGCACGUCUGGGAGGCAGAGGAGGUGGCCAGUUCACGGGUUCCUUCUGCAAAGAUCAUUGAACUUGCAAACACAGGUGAGGACACAUGGAAGAAGGAGACAUCCGAGAAGAAGAAGCCAGAAGGCGUAGAGGCAAUCCUUGCGGAGGUUGCCGAAAGAAUGCGAGCUCAUCGAGCCAAACAACAGCAAGAAAGCUUGAAAGCAUUGGUGGUGCUUAAUGAAUUGCGUUGCAAUAGACGCCCAGUAUAUGGGAAGGACUUGAGGAAACUUGUGGAGGUGGAGAAUCCUAUCUACCAUGUGCAUAAGAUUGCCUCUGAUCCUGCUCGAUAUCUGGAGUACUCGUCUGUGCUAGCAGACAUUGUGAAGACCUUCCUGUGGCGCUGUGAAUCACUGCAGGACCUGAUUACCACCUUUCUGUUCGCUAUACCUGCUGCCAGAGUUCCUGCUCCUCACCUUUGGUGUAGCCGUCCGUUUCCAUCUGACGUAACAAGAGCUCAGCGGUUUGAGGAAGAUAUGACUGCAAAGAUUCUACCUUUGCUGACUCCACUUCGAACGGCAAUAGUGAGAAGACAGCUAUUUUUCCCAGAUCGGCGCCUGCUACAGUUCGACUGUGGGAAACUGCAGGAACUUGCAGUUCUUCUUCGACGUCUGAGGUCGGAAGGCCAUCGAGCACUGAUUUUCACUCAAAUGACAAAGAUGCUGGACAUAUUGGAGAGCUUCAUCAAUCUCUACGGAUACACGUAUAUGCGGCUUGAUGGGAGCACAAAACCUGAGGAGCGGCAAAUUCUAAUGCAGAGAUUCAAUACCAAUCCGAAGAUAUUUCUUUUCAUCCUUUCUACACGGAGCGGUGGCGUUGGUGUCAAUCUUGUUGGAGCAGACACGGUGAUCUUUUAUGACAGUGAUUGGAACCCUGCAAUGGAUUUGCAAGCUCAGGAUAGAUGCCACCGAAUCGGCCAGACGAGGGAAGUGCAUAUCUACAGGCUGGUAUGCGAGAGCACUAUCGAAGAGAACAUUCUGAAGAAGGCCAAUCAGAAGCGUGUCCUUGAUGACCUCGUGAUCCAGAGGGGACAAUAUGAUACCGAAUUCUUCAAGAAGUUGGAUCCUAUGGAGCUUUUCAUGGGUGAGAAAAUGCCACAGCUGACAGACAAGGCAGGUCCUGAUUCUGCCCCCAAGGAGAUAUCGUCUGCCGAAGUAGAGGCUGCUCUGAGGAAUGCUGAGGAUGAGACGGACUUCAUGGCUUUGCAGAGGGUGGCCCAAGAGGCUGCAGCUGAUCUGCAGGAGUUUGCAGAAGAGGUUCCUGUGGGAGGUAUGGAUGAAGAUGAAGGAGGAGAGGAUGGAGAACAAGGAGGUGCUGCAACAACAGUGAAAGCCUGUGAAGGAACGCCAGCAUCGGCAAGAAAAGGAGCAAAUGAUGUUGUUGUUGGGGACCCGGUGACCUUUCCAUCCUUGGAAGUGGCAGAAGACGAUGAAAUGCUAGCGGAUGUUCGGCAGAUUGCUGCCGCCGCUGCUGCUGGUGGAUCAGGACCAAGUUCCUUUGAAGAUAAACUACGGCCGAUAGAGAGGUAUGCAAUGCGAUUCUUGGAGGUAUGGAACCCCGUCGUCGACAAGGAUGCGGCGGAGGCAGAAGUUGUCUAUGAAGAGAAGGAGUGGGAGCUUGACCAGCUUGAAAAGCUCAAAGUGGAACAGGAAGCUGAACUCGACGAUGAGGAUGAGCCUCUCUUCUGUGAGAACUGGGACACAACUCUGGCAGAUGAAGCUUACCGAGCACAAGUGGAGAGUCUGGCUGCCCAGCAGGAAGAGCAGAGACAGCUGGAGUGGGGAGCCAUGCAGCAAGGUGGAAGAGCUGGUCACCAAAGGCCCAGGGGAAGGGAUGACUAUGCUGCAGAUGAUUCUGCUGGAGGAAAGCAGGAGGCUGAAGCUGGUUCGCACCAGAAGCUCUCUGUAAAAUCCAAGAAGGUCCGCUUCAAGUCAUUGAAGAUGGCAUCAUUGGAUGGGAUUAGAGAAUCAAGGGUCGAAACAGAUGCAUCUUUCAAGCUGAAGAAGAAGAAAAUGAAGAACAAGCUUCGGGAUAUGGGUAAACUUUCGAUGGAUUCACAACCCUCUGAUUCAACUUUUGACGAAGACUCGUCUCUUAGCAGUCCAUCCAACCGAAAGAGGAAGGCAGGAAAGGAGAGUCCGGAAGAUCUCCAGCUUUUGAGCAAACGGUCUAAACACCUCAAGCAGUUGGGAAGGAGCUCCUCAGGAAUGGAUGCCUCUCAAGCAGGUUUUGGUCAGAUUGUUGUUGCCGGUACAGUACCGACCAACGAGGAUGAUUACACAGGGCGCAAAGGAAAAGCAAAGGCGAAGGCAAAGCCAAAGAAAAGACUGGAAGAGCUGGAAGAGUGGUCAAGAGCACGGGACACGGAUCAGCAAGGACCAAAAGAUCAAGGAGCUGCUGGCACUGUCGGAGGUAAAGCUGGUGACAACAGCACAGGGAAAGAGCGGGCCAAAGGAGCAUCGGAGCAACCAAAGCGAGGUUUGGUUACAGGAGCAGCCGCUGCUCCGAAGAAGGCUCUCCAGCUGAAACUUGAAAGAGAGAGCAAGAAAAAGAAAGGAUUUUCUAUGGUGCGGGACGAGCAUGCUCCUCCAGCGUCACCUUGGACGGUUGCUGAGGACGCUGUGUUGUGUGCAGUCGUUCACGAGUAUGGAGGAAACUGGUGGCUUGCUAGUGAUGUCCUUGCUGGAAUGCCUGAUGGAUCGUUAUUCAGGGGAAGGCACAGACUUCCGUUCCAUUGCAAGGAACGGUUUCGGCAGCUUUUGGCAUCCCAUAUCAUUGCUAUUAGUGGAGAGGGAGGAGCAGCUUCUGCUGGGUCUGCUGUGCCCAAUUUCACGGGCCAAGUCCGUGUAACAGAGGAGCAUACGAGGAAGCUGCUAGAUUCUGUCCAGCAGCAACCUGAUGAAGAGUUUUUGCUUGAACAUCAUUUCAGUGCAGUCGUGACCUCUGCUCGUCGGUUCAGCGGUCAGGCAAUACCACCUGUGCCUUGCCCAGCGACCGAGGCCGUGAGAGAUAAUGGCUUUAUCCAGGUACCAAAUUGCCCUCCGUUCCCUGAGCAGCACCGCCAGCCGAACACUUGGAGGGGUCCGCAUGCCCUGCCGUGGCCGUCCAUGGAAGCAAAAGAUUCUAUGGUUGCCCAGAUGCUUGUGAAAGUGGGUCAUGGCCCUGUCAAUGUCUCAGCGGCAGGGCGUGCCAGUGCAGAACCGGAGGGAGAGAUGGACGUUGUUGCUGGACAACAACGCAUGUUUGGAGACUCUGAUAUCGAUAUGAUGGAAGAUGCGGAUAUGACCUGGAUGGACAUCGUGGAGUGGAAUGGACCUAGGAGCAGCAAUUCGUGGAACGGAGUACCGCCGCCAGUGCACCAUCUACAUUGCCAAACCUCUCAAGGGAAACUGAUUCUGGAGCAGCUCUCCUUACCUGUUGUGUAUGAAACAGCAAAUGCUGCACAAACCAUGAAUAAUGCUGCACAAGCUAUCAGGAGUCAGGCUGGAGCAUUAUGCGAAGAGCGAUACCGGAUGGCUGCAGCCAUGGCAAACGAUGGACGGCACAGGGAAUGGGCAGCCUCAGCGAGAUUGAUGGUGAAGGUGGAUGAACUUCAUGCCCCGCAGAUGAAACCCUCUGGGCAGAACAAAAGGAGGUCGGCAGCGGAUCCUUCGAGGCCAAAGCAGCCAAAAAGCUCACGGCAGCCAAAGGUUGCAAAGACUGCUGUUUUGUGUGCACCCGGUCCAAGCCUACAUGGUGGAUCAACAGCUUCAUUACCAUCAGCAGACUGUAAAGUGUUAGAGAACACAGCUCAGGGGUUUGGUGCUCAGGCUGACAACAGUGCACAGACAACAGGUCAGCAUGACAUGGGCGAUGGUGGUAGUCGGCGGGAUGCUGUUGGUGAAGGAGGUGCUGCCAAGCUGGCAAAGAAGCAAAGUGCCACGGGUAAGGAUGGCGUCGUCGUUUUGAAGAAGGGUGGUCUUGGCAGCAGGGUGAUUGGAAAGCAGCCAAAAGGUGCUAAAGGCAAGGAUAAAGUCAAAGAUCAAGGGGCAAAAGACAAGUUGGACCCCACGUUGAACGAGCCUCAAGCGACCACUUCCGCUGCUGCAGCAGGAGCGACUCUGAUGACAACAGACUCCCCAGGCUCGUUUGAAGGAGAGGCAACUGCCAACCAAAAUAUGAGAUCAGAGGGCGGCGGCCAGGAUGUGUCUCAUGCGCCAGAGAACAGGAGUGGAGGAGAGCAUGGAGCAGGACUGAGCCGGAAGACCAAGAAAACACCGGCAAAGAGUAGAGCCAGCAAGAAAGAUGGUGCGACAAUCUCGCUAGGAAAGGAAGCAAAGGCCAAAAGGUUGGACAGCAGCAUCGCUGUGGCAGCGCAGACGAGCCAACAUGGCCCACGAAGUCCAAUUGGAGGUCAACCUGGUGCCCAGGGAUUCAGUGCACAAAAGCCGCAGAUUAAUCUGAACACGCCAGUUCAGGUGUCAGACGAGGCCAAUGGAAUCACAGAAGAAAACCCGCGCUGCAUGCCUGCUGCUACCAGCAGUGGAGGGCAGCAAACAUGCAGUCCGUCUUCGCGGCGGAGUCCGAAAGGUAGCGUUCCGAAAGGUGGUCCCAUUCAUCCUGGCUUUGCACAAGCCUGGGGCUCCGAUGGUCGGGGAAUUGCUGACUGUCAUAUGAGUCCGCUUCAGGCGAGUAUGCGACCAUGUGCGGCAAAUCAACAGCAAGGAAGGAGCAGCAUGUCUUGGGAGGAGUUGCUGUACUCGGAUGGGUUGCACCCUUUGGACACAAAUACCAGGAUGCUGCAAGCUGAAUCUAGGAAAAGCCCAUUCGAUGGCGAGGCUCUGGUUAGUCAAUUGCGAAGAGGGGAUAUGGAGGUAAACGAUCAACCACAGUCCCGUUUCCCAAACGAUUAUGGUGUAUGUUCGUCCACAAGGCAUCUGCUUGCAGGAGGCCCUUCAUCACAGCUGUUGCAGGCUACUGCAGAGGGCAUGAAAGUGGGAGAACAGAACCUGAGGUCAUCAGCACAUGCAUGGCUGGGAUAUAAUCUUCCGUCUGGGGAACGCAGCGCAGAUGGGGCAAUGAAUCCUCCACAGCUUCAGGAUGGAAGAUUAGCAGCCCACGCUCUUCAGGUUUCCCAGCGAAGCACCAGCAGCAGUGUGAGUAUGCUGAUGCAACCGCCAAAUGUGCCGUCGGCAGUGGGCAUAUCAGAUGCGCAUGCCAGAUUGGGUAUGAGAAUGGCAGAGGCUCGCAUGGCACAUGACGGAGGGAGCAUGGGUAAUCAGGUUACUGUCUCACAGAUGCAGGAAAGUGGUGCUCUGUUCCAGUCCCCUCCAAGGCUUGAAGCUUCAGGAAAUCAGUUGUUUCCAAAAGUGAGCACUUCAUUCUCUGCUCUUUUGUCUGAAGACGAGAACGCCAUGCAUCCCACCCAGUGGGGAGCUAAGCAACCGCCACCGGCACCUGCACCUUUACCACUCAUGCAUUCGGACAGUCCAGGCUGUGUCUCAACCGCACCGCCAGCAGCACGCCUCUUCCCCUCGUUCUCGAGAAGCUUGCAACAACAGCCAUGGGAGCCCAGGUCGUCGAUUGAUGUAGCCGUGCCACCGUUCAAUGAAGCCCGUCAUGAACGCAACAUGUUGUCAUUUGGCGGGUCGGUCCUCAUGGACCCAAGCAUUUCCGUGCAGCAUUCCGUUGCCCAGCCUCAUUCCGUGCCGUCAUCUAUGUCUUCAGGGUUUGGAGCUGCCUUUUCAUUUCCUACGUAUCAAGGGUCCCCGGGUUCUACUGUGCCGAAUGUGCUGCCACUCAGCAGCAAUGCUCAGCCACCGGCUUUUGCAGGUACCAAAUGUGCAGAGUUUCCCGAAGUGAGCCGGGGAAUGGAGGCUGUAGAGAUGCGUGAUAUUCGUUGGCAUGCUGAGCAGACAAUGGAUAGUGUGCCAGAUCUAAUGGGAUCGUCUUUGACUCCCUCGGCAUUGCAAAUGGGUCCUCGCAGAGGGGAGCUAACUCCAUCUGAAAUGCUUCCGUGGCCUGAUCUGGGUCUUUCACUUGGCAUGGGCAGAGGUCUGAGGCGAAGCAAUCUCUAUUUAGAUCUGCGGCAGCCUCCGCCGCCCGAGUCGCCUUGAUUGGAUUCGUCUUUGAGUGUUGCUGGAGCAAUGCUUACAGAAAUGGGCGUGGCGACGGGAUUCAUCAUUUGCAUUUGCAGUAGCUGGCACAAUAGGAAGUCGUUAUUGGAGCUCUCCUAUCGGAAAGGAGAGAAGAUAAUUGGGCAGCCCAUAUCCAUAUCCUUUUGAACUCUGGAGUCAGGGAAGGUGGUGCAAAUUUCCACCCAACAUUUAUUGCAGCCAACAUCGAUGGAUUUUCAUCCUGCCGUUCAUGCCUCUAGCCGGCCAACUAUGUGAAUAUCAAGAGUGCUCUUGCGGCCGGGCCGCGCCGGGCCGGGCCUCGUCUCCCCUCCCCUCCCGCCCUUAUCCCAUCUUGUGCCCAGGCAUGAGAACAAAGAGCUCAGCGUGGGCAAGGAGUGAUGAGGAAGUCUCUUUUGGUUAUUCUCCUUAGGCUUAUGUAGUUACCUGACAUCGUCAACCCUCUGACUGUGCUUUUAUGUUCGCGUUUGUGCUAUGGCAGGAGAGCAAGAGCUCAUGUUAUGUGUGCUCACACACACAAGUGACGUGUUCUUUUUGGGCUGUGUGUGUGUGUGUGUGUGUGUGUGUGUGUGUGUGCGUGUUACGAUGUGUGUGCAUGUGCGUGCGUGCACAAUAUGAGCAUGGGUGGGUAGGUGGCAGAUACGAGAACAGACCACGGUAAGCGGUUUGUGGCGGGGCUCUUUCUACGUGGGGUGGGUUAGUGAGACAACAUAGUAGCGAAGUAGGUGAUAGAGAUAGGGUUAGGGGAUGGAGGAGGUGGUAUAACCCAGUCGAUGCUGCCAUUGGAGAACAACCCUCUGCGGUUGGUUUCCAUGUGUUUCAUAGUGCCAGUCAGUGUUGGUGAGGGGUUCUGUACAUGAAUAUGUGACAUAUUAAGUUCUUUUUUUCCACGACAUGCUCACUGCUUUGUUUAUCACAACGAGUGUUAACAGCCACAACGUUUCCCUACAUUUCCUUUGUUGGAUGCAUGUGAUUCCAACGUGUGGCCUACAUAAUAAGAGAAUGUUCUCCUCUCUUCUUAUUAUGUACUUAUGUAUGUCUGUGCAGAAUGCCGUUGACUCUGCACUGAGUCUGCAGCGAUGCUGCGCUGUGUGUUGGUGCUCCUGAACGCCGUCGCCCCCUUCGUUGUGCCUUUCCAGCUUCCUUUCCUCUCUUUCCUGUGUGCAUUUCUUUUUACCAGGGAUGCGUUCUAUUCGAAUACAGAUUCCUUGUUCACGCAUCCCUUUUUGUGUCCUGCAACGCUAAGUGCGAAGCAGUCCCCAGUCCCAGGUUCCAAGUUCCAAUGAAACGUAAUUCCACAG
Molecule: messenger RNA, 17484 nt
Organism: Chara braunii
Lineage: Eukaryota; Viridiplantae; Streptophyta; Charophyceae; Charales; Characeae
Source: the annotation of a GenBank genome assembly